AAGCUCGACUCAAUGGCUCUCCUCUCUCGAAUUUCGAUCGUAAAGUCCCUGAAGUACGACGGUUCGCCGGUAUUGACAAACAAAAGAACGGAAUGGUCCAGAAAGGUCCGAGAAAAGAUACGGGAGGGAAGGGACGUGCUGAGCGACGCGCAUGCGCGCGCCAGGCAUCGACGUAGCUGAUUCGUCGAGAAGCGGCGUUAGCGGCGCACAGCAGCGAGCAGACGAGAACGAGCCGACCGAGCGGACUGGACAGAUACGCAUCUCGCGGUAGUCGCAGUUCACACUUCGCUCGAGUUCGUUACGUUGCGGAUCGUCCGGUUGUCUCGGGUAUAGAAUUACGAUUAUCCCGACGCCGGUUUCGUCGAUUACUCUGGUCUGGAUAUUUCGGUAGCCGAGAUACGACACGAGGGAACCGAGUACGAAUAAGUGGCCACAAGAUAAAAAUUAUGGAAGAUCAGUGGGCAAUUGACGAUACGUUAGAUUUUUCUCAACCAGCGCCAGUAAACAUGUCUUCCUUUGAAGAAGGGCGUGCCCCCUGCCGGGGUAAGGGACGUGGCGCAGUAUUCAACAACAACGAUGACACAAAUAUAGGAGGAUUUGAUAGUACCUACGAUGAAAAUACUAGACAUAACGGCGAUAAUAAAUUUGGAGGAAGACAAACCAAUGAUAGGCGUUAUGGAAACAGAGGUGACAAUGAUCGUAGGUGGCAGGGCAAUAGGGAUAGAAAUAAUGAUAGCCAAAAUAGAGAUGAUAAUGAUGGCGAAACUGAGGAUAAUGGUUACGAUGGAGGUUAUCAAAGCGAUAGAAGGCCCAGAAGAGACAGAGAUGAUAACAGAGGUGAAAGAGGUGAAAGAGGUGGUAGAGGAGGCAGAGGUGGAAGAGGCGGACGAGGCGGAAGAGAUGGCGGUUACGACAGAAACAGGAGUGAUGAUGAUAAUAGAGGUGGAAGACGCGGUGGUUACGGUAGAAACAAUAGCGAUGAUAACGAUGGUUACAACGAUUCUGAAGACAAGGGACGCAGAAGAAACGAUGACUCUAAGGAAGGCGAUGAGCCGAAGAAAAGAGAGAUUUAUAUCCCGCCGGAACAACCUGACGAUGAAGGUUCCUUAUUCGGGAACGAUGUGUCAAUGGGGAUAAACUUCGAUAAGUACGAUGAUAUUGAAGUAAAAGUGACCGGUGAGAAUGCACCGCGUCCGAUACAGUCCUUUGAUAAAUCCGGCCUGAGAAGUAUCCUGUUGGACAAUAUCAGGAAGUCGGGCUACACGAAACCUACUCCCGUCCAGAAGUACGCCAUUCCGAUUAUAAUGAGCGGCCGUGACUUAAUGGCUUGCGCGCAAACGGGUUCGGGUAAAACUGCGGCGUUCGUGGUACCUAUUCUUAAUACUCUGUUGGAAAAUCCACGAGAUUUGGUUAAAACGUCCACUUACUGCGAACCACAGGUGAUCAUUGUAUCGCCUACACGCGAGCUUACCUCGCAGAUCCAUCAGCAAGUCAAGAAAUUCUCUUUGAGCUCUAUCAUACGGGCCGAGCUUGCCUACGGAGGAACAUCGGUAAUGCAUCAAUCGAAUAAGGUGCUCAACGGUUGCCAUAUUCUAGUCGCAACUCCAGGUAGACUGUUAGAUUUUAUGGGACGAGGCAAGAUUAGACUUUCCUCCUUGCGCUUUCUUGUACUGGAUGAAGCCGAUAGAAUGCUCGAUAUGGGUUUCCUGCCAGAUAUUGAAAAGAUUAUAGAUCAUGAAACGAUGGUAGCUGCAGAGGAGAGGCAGACGCUCAUGUUCUCCGCUACAUUCCCAAAUGAAAUACAAGAACUUGCAAGUCGAUUUUUGCAAAAUUAUUUGUUCCUCGCAGUUGGAAUCGUCGGCGGUGCUUGCGCUGACGUAGAACAGAACUUUUAUCAAGCGUCUGGUCAGUCCGACAAGCGAAAGUUGUUGAAAGAGUUGGUAGAGAAACAAAAUCAACUAGGAAAUUUAGAAGGUACUUUAGUAUUUGUCGAGCAGAAGAGACACACGGACUUCAUCGCGGCCUUCUUGUCGGAAAGCAAUUUUCCAACGACCAGUAUACAUGGCGACAGAUUGCAGAGGGAACGAGAAGAAGCUCUAUAUGACUUCAAACGAGGAAAAAUGUUAAUUCUAGUGGCAACGGCGGUUGCCGCGCGAGGCUUGGAUAUUAAAAAUGUCUCGCACGUAAUUAACUUCGAUAUGCCAAAGACUAUUGAUGAAUAUGUUCAUAGAAUCGGACGAACUGGUCGGGUUGGAAAUCGCGGCAAAGCGACUUCAUUUUUUGAUUCAAGUUCUGAUAUAGCUCUCACUGAGGACUUGGUCAAGAUCUUGAAACAAGCUAGUCAACCGGUACCUGACUGGUUAGAAUCUGGUGGCGGUGGCGGAAGAAGCUUUGUACCAGGAAAGGGGAGAAGAUUCGGCGGGGAAGAUAUUAGAGGCAACAACAAUGCGUAUGGUGAUGAGGCAUCUGAUUAUGCACCUCCUGUGUCAGCAGAACCAGAAGAAGUGUGGUAGAUCAGAGUGGUAGAUCUUCAUAUUUUAUAUAAUGUAUGAAGUACUACUUUGUUUUUGUUAAAAAAUUCCAAAGUUCUAUAGGCUUUAAUUAGGAAGAAGUGUAUGAGCGGUAUGACAAUAAUUGUUUUUUUGUUUCUUUUUAAUUUUUUAUUAUGAUGUGCAUUAGUUACCAAGUUCCUAAUAGUGAGAAAAAAAUGCUAUAUGCAUUUGGAUUUAUAUUACUACCUCAAACUUUUGAGUAUAGAGUUAAGUUAUUUUCAAUGAUUAAGUUAAAUUACAUGAUUUUAUAGAUUACAUACACGCACAUACAUACAUGCUUACACAUACACUUGUAUUGUUUGUUUAAACCAUAUAUUGAACAAAAAUUAUAAUUUUUGAUAGUGAUGUAAUAA
Wasmannia auropunctata (little fire ant) is the source of this 2905-nucleotide messenger RNA. RefSeq names its product ATP-dependent RNA helicase vasa, isoform A. The coding region runs from base 447 to 2513 and encodes 688 amino acids. Gene Ontology annotation, biological process: gamete generation; cell differentiation. Lineage: Eukaryota; Metazoa; Arthropoda; Insecta; Hymenoptera; Formicidae. Gene Ontology annotation, molecular function: RNA binding; RNA helicase activity; ATP binding. The record is from RefSeq and is a predicted model, not a curated record. The transcript has 4 exons. Gene Ontology annotation, cellular component: P granule; nucleus.